AUGAUUGACAAGAACAAACCUACGCUAAAACGCCAAGCCUCAUUGAAGGAAAAAGGCCGCGGAGCCAAAUCGACAGACAAAGCGAGUGCAAAAACCCUCCCGGCUGACGCGACAUCGCAUGGAGAAUCGGCAAAGAGUGAGGCCGCUAGCGCUGUAUAUCUAGGUCUCAGACACACUGGCAUCACAACCUAUGUUGGUCUACAGCCGAGCGAUCACUAUGCUUGGGACCAAAUCGAACGACUGGGAUGUGACUCCAAGGACUUUAUCGUCUAUCUCAAAGCUGAUGAGACGAAGCCUCAUCCGGUGAUAUUCCGCUGCGAGACGAAGGCAGCAGCGCUUGCCCUCUGGAAGUGGACCGUAGAUAGAAAGAGCUUUUUCACGUGA
This is a messenger RNA of Dibothriocephalus latus, 384 nucleotides long. The record is from the annotation of a GenBank genome assembly. Lineage: Eukaryota; Metazoa; Platyhelminthes; Cestoda; Diphyllobothriidea; Diphyllobothriidae.